AUGCCACUUUCUGAUCUUGGAGAAGCUCACCUGCUACAGAAGCUACAAAUAAGGACCCUGGCCUUUUGCGUGCUGGCACUCACCGGACGACGAGUACCGGAAUUGAAGUCACACUUCAGUCGGCUACUCCCCCGUCCGAUAUACUACGACAACACCCCGAAACACGAUCAGCAGACCAAGUCUGACAACUACAACGAGACUUUAAAGACUCUUCGGCUUGGCUGUUUCAUCUUCUGUAUCUACACUUUACUUGGCACCACAAUCCUAUUCGACUUCACGAAGGCACUCGAUACAACCGCAAAGGAGGGGGCGCAGGUAGAUCUGGGCACUGUGCGCGACGUCAGCGACGACGACGACAACGAUGAUGACCAUGACGACGACGACGGCGAUCAAGCUGCAAAUCACAACGAAGAGGACGACGACAAUAACGAUGACGAUGAUGAUGAAGAGGACAAACAAUAA
Boeremia exigua is the source of this 462-nucleotide messenger RNA. RefSeq lists its product as uncharacterized. The record is from RefSeq and is a predicted model, not a curated record. NCBI's taxonomy places the organism in Eukaryota, Fungi, Ascomycota, Dothideomycetes, Pleosporales, Didymellaceae. The coding region runs from base 1 to 462 and encodes 153 amino acids. The transcript has 4 exons.